AUGAGAGGCCUGCCGACGAUCGUUGUCGGUGACCUGAACUGCGGCGAGGAGUCCCCCGCGGUGGCGUGCCUGACCACAGAGCUCACAGAGUGCAGCAGUUGCUGCAGCAGCAUCGAGGGGCUGCUGGGCAAGGUUGGCACAUUUGUGGGCUUUGACUGCUCAAUCGACAGCCAGAUCGACUUCAUUUUCGCCAACAAGGGCUUCAAGCCUGCCGCAUACGGCGUCGCCCCGGACACCCGCGAGAACGGCCACUGCUGCUCGGACCACCGCCCUGUCAUCGCCGACGUCGAGUUUGACCCCGAUUAUGUCAUCCCCGAGGCGCCUUCCUCUGAUUCAGCCGCCGCAGAAUCAGCGGGCGGCGACGCCGCUGACCCGUCGGCCGCCGUCGCUGCGGAGGCCGGGAGGCUGGUUAACUCAGCGGCCGAGCACGCGGCCAACGCACUCAACUCGCUGUUCAAGGGGCUGUGA
This is a messenger RNA of Monoraphidium neglectum, 468 nucleotides long. RefSeq lists its product as hypothetical. The transcript is spliced from 6 exons. The record is from RefSeq and is a predicted model, not a curated record. Bases 1 to 468 code for a protein of 155 amino acids. NCBI's taxonomy places the organism in Eukaryota, Viridiplantae, Chlorophyta, Chlorophyceae, Sphaeropleales, Selenastraceae.